AUGGUGGGAAAUGCUUUAUUGGUUUAUAAAAGCUGCUGGUGGCCGGAGCUUUUGCCCUCGCCACGCAAACGCGAUCCGGUGGCACAGACGGCUACUCUCACGAGCCUCGCGUUUUUCAUCAGCUCCGGCCUGGGUCCGGUCACCUGCGUCUCCGGCGCGCCCUCCUACAGCAUGCACACCACCUACACGGGAGCGUACGUCGACAUGGAGCCCUGGCUCCAGCCCUGCGGCACCCCCGUUGCCGCGGCCCUCCGGAAGUUUCCGCAGCGGCACAGCGUCCACAGGGCACUCAAGCGAGUCAAGACGCAGCUCAGGGUCGCCCAGAACCACUUUCGCAAGGAUCUCAAGGACAUACACGAAAUUUACUCGAAGGUGUAUAAAGUGCUGAAGGAGCAGUACCGGAUGAGCUGGCUGCCGGAGAAGCAGCUCGAAUGGUAUCAUCGCGAGGUCUGGUGCUUGGAGAAGGGCAAGAAAGCGGAACGAGCCCUGCCACGACUCCACGACGCGCUCCAGAGGUUCGCCAUCACCUUCCACCAUUUGCGGGCUUUCAGGCUCAAGUCCAAUAUCAAUGCCGACAUGACAAUGAUCAGGCGAAAUGAGAUUAUCGAUGGCAUGAGCAGCGAGAUAUUGAGGAUGCUCUGCGAGGUGGAAACGGCAAUACUGAACCUGGGCCUCCCAUUACCCAUAAGUCACAAAUCCGUAAUCGUGACCGAAAGCUCGAACUGGGCACGCGAGGGCGACCUCACCCUCAUGCUAAUCCAGGAUUCCGGAGUGUUGCGUCUCUACCAGGCAUUUCUUAACGACUGGAUACGAGCGUUACGUAACGCCACUGCGACUGGACCUGGAACCUGCGAUCCCGCGAUGCUUCGGCCACUGAUGAGCUACUUCAAGCCGAAGAAGUUGAGCAAAUCGACGCAGAACGCGAAACGUCUCAAGAUAAAACUGUCACAAGGGGCGAGGAAGCACCAACCGAAGCACCAGCAACGGAAGCAGAACCAGCAACGCCGGGCGUUCGCGCAGAAUGCCAGGAGACUAUCAAGGAAGAAGAUUAUUAGAAAGAAACAGAAGAAAGUCUUCUGAAGGUCUUGUGAGGCGUAAGGAGCGAAGCUUCGUCGAGCUUGAUGCGCUGAUGAGAUCACCAACGCCGAAUAAUCGGUGCACGCUGAUUGACACCCGACAAAAACACUAUAAACGCAAUGAAAUUGUCCAAAAAGUUCGCUCCUCGUCUGACUGAUUGCAUUUUUAUUUGCCACAUCAAACUCAAUUAUUACGCGCGUCGUCAUCGUCGUCGUCGUCGUCGU
Ceratosolen solmsi marchali is the source of this 1301-nucleotide messenger RNA. RefSeq lists its product as uncharacterized. The record is from RefSeq and is a predicted model, not a curated record. Lineage: Eukaryota; Metazoa; Arthropoda; Insecta; Hymenoptera; Agaonidae. The coding region runs from base 1 to 1080 and encodes 359 amino acids. The transcript is spliced from 5 exons.